UUUUUCUCUCUUUCUCUUCCGUCUCUAUCAUCUUUUUGUAUCUCUUCAACCAUUUCACACACUCACUCUUUAAAAACCAUAACUUUUUUCUCUUCUUUUCACUUUUAAUCAAGAAUAAAAAAACCCAUGUAGGGUUUUACUUUGAAUCAAAUGCAGAGCUUCAGCCUCUGCUAAUGGCAUAUAAAAUGGGAAAAAAUGCUUUUGUGUUACUCUUCGGUAUUUUGCUGUUUUUUAAUGGUGUUUAUUCUGUUUCAGCUACUUCUUCUCCUGCCAGAAUUGUAAAUGGCUUUUUCUCAAGUGCAUUUUCUAGGCUGAUGAAAUGGAUUUUAUCGCUCAGGGACACUACUAAAACAGCAAUAUCUGGGCGUCCAAUGAUGAAAUUUGAGAGUGGGUACACAGUGGAGACAGUGUUUGAUGGGAGCAAACUUGGCAUUGAACCUCAUUCUGUUGAAGUUUUGCCUAAUGGGGACCUUCUCAUUUUGGAUUCUUCUAACAGCAAUCUUUACAAGUUCUCUUCAUCUUUAUCCCUAUAUAGCAGGCCAAGGCUGAUUACAGGGUCAGCAGAUGGAUACUCUGGAUAUGUGGAUGGUAAAUUGAGGGAAGCAAGGAUGAAUCAUCCAAAGGGACUUACAGUUGAUGAUGGUGGAAACAUCUACAUUGCCGACACCGAUAAUAUGUCAAUCAGGAAGAUAAGCAAUACUGGAGUGACAACUAUAGCAGGAGGUAAAUGGAGUCGGGGAAAUGGACAUGUGGAUGGACCAAGUGGAGAUGCGAAAUUUUCUAAUGAUUUCGAUGUGGUCUAUAUAGGAAGCAGUUGCUCUCUCCUUGUUAUAGAUAGAGGAAAUAAUGCAAUUCGUGAGAUACAACUCCACUUUGAUGAUUGUGCUUAUCAGUAUGGAAGUAGUUUUCCGCUGGGUAUAGUGGUGCUUAUAGCAGCUGGCUUCUUUGGUUAUAUGUUAGCUUUGCUCCAACGAAGAGUUGGUUCAAUAGUAUCUUCU
Molecule: messenger RNA, 998 nt
Organism: Olea europaea var. sylvestris
Lineage: Eukaryota; Viridiplantae; Streptophyta; Magnoliopsida; Lamiales; Oleaceae
Exons: 6
Molecular function (GO): protein binding
Source: RefSeq, a predicted model, not a curated record